AUGGGCUAUACACUUUGUGUCAUCGGCUGUGGGACGAUGGGCAUCGCCAUCCUCUCCGGUGUGGUCGACGUGCUCAAGUCACCUUCCCCCUUCCCGAACGGGAUGAGCCAGUCCUCGCCUUCUGGAAUCUCCACUCCUGUCCCCACACUAGCAACGGUGCCGGAUGAAUCUCUUCCGUCCAAAUUUACUGCCUGUGUCAGCAGAGACGACAGCGUGCGCAGGCUGAAGAGGACAUUUGAGGCGCUGGGCGGUCUGGGUCCUGCAAUUCAGGUCAUAGCAGGGCACAAUGCCGACUCAGCUGCUCACGCGGAUAUCAUCAUUCUUUGCUGCAAACCCCACCAAGCCGAGGGCAUCCUUACCGCACCUGGCAUGGUUCAUGCUCUUGAAGGCAAGCUGCUCAUCAGCAUCCUCGCCGGUGUCACGAUCUCCCAAAUGCGCGGAUGGGUCCCCGCAUCGACCCGUCUCAUCCGUGCGAUGCCCAAUACCCCGUGCAAGAUCCGGGAGGGUAUGACAGUGCUCUCUUCCCCUGAUGCAGAGCUACAUACGCCGCUCCAUCUCCUUGCGAAGGACAAGGAGAUCUGCACCAGCAUCUUCUCUUCUAUUGGGAGGGCGAGGUUCUUGGAUGAAAAGCACUUUGAUGCAUGUACGGCCCUCAGCGGGUCGGGCCCAGCAUUCGCAUGUAUCUUCUUGGAGGCGCUGGCCGAUGGGGGUGUUAUGAUGGGGUUGCCGAGAGCAGAAGCGCUGGAAUUGGCUGCUCAGACACUACAGGGUGCAGCGCGUAUGACACUACAGUCUGGGGCUCAUCCAGCAGCCAUCAAAGAUACCGUGACAACUCCUGGUGGUUGCACCAUUGCUGGCGUUUUGACACUAGAAGACGGUCGUGUGCGGUCGACAAUCGCGCGUGCAAUCCAGGUUGCAACGGAGCGUGCCAGCGAGCUCGGCCAGUCUGGAAAGCAGCCCACCUCUGCUCGCAAGCAUUGAUGUAUACAUGAUGUAAUUGGCAAUCAUCUCGGAGGUACAAUGUAGAAUAAUAUCAAUCUUGGUUUAAG
Dacryopinax primogenitus is the source of this 1049-nucleotide messenger RNA. RefSeq names its product pyrroline-5-carboxylate reductase. Gene Ontology annotation, molecular function: pyrroline-5-carboxylate reductase activity. The transcript is spliced from 4 exons. Gene Ontology annotation, biological process: L-proline biosynthetic process. NCBI's taxonomy places the organism in Eukaryota, Fungi, Basidiomycota, Dacrymycetes, Dacrymycetales, Dacrymycetaceae. Bases 1 to 981 code for a protein of 326 amino acids. The record is from RefSeq and is a predicted model, not a curated record.